GCCGGGCCGGGGAGGUGCUGGAGCGGGGCCGGGCCUGCGUCUGGGUUUCACAGGCCGGGUCGGGGCCGGUACCUGCGCUCCUUGGCAGCGGCGGCGGCGGCGGUGCCCGGGCCAUGGCGGACGAGGCGCGCGUGUCGCGCUGGUACUUCGGUGGGCUGGCGUCAUGCGGGGCCGCCUGCUGCACGCACCCGCUGGACCUGCUCAAGGUGCACCUGCAGACGCAGCAGGAGGUGAAGCUGCGCAUGACGGGCAUGGCGCUGCAGGUGGUGCGCUCUGACGGCGUCCUGGCGCUCUACAACGGACUGAGCGCCUCCCUCUGCAGACAGAUGACCUACUCCCUGACUCGGUUUGCCAUCUACGAGACCGUGCGGGACCAGGUGACCAAGGGCAGUGAGGGCCCCUUGCCCUUCUACAAGAAGGUCUUGCUGGGCUCCAUCAGCGGUUGCAUCGGCGGCUUUGUGGGGACCCCUGCGGACAUGGUCAACGUCAGGAUGCAGAAUGACAUGAAGCUGCCCCAGAAUCAGCGCCGAAACUAUGCCCACGCCCUGGACGGCCUGUACCGUGUGGCCCGAGAAGAGGGUCUGAAGAAGCUGUUCUCAGGCGCAACCAUGGCGUCCAGUCGAGGGAUGUUGGUCACCGUGGGCCAGCUGUCCUGCUAUGACCAAGCCAAGCAGCUGGUCCUCAGCACGGGCUACUUGUCCGACAGCAUCUUCACUCACUUUAUCGCCAGCUUCAUUGCGGGUGGAUGUGCCACAUUCCUAUGCCAGCCCCUGGAUGUGCUGAAGACCCGGCUGAUGAAUGCCAAGGGCGAGUAUCGGGGUGUUCUGCACUGCGCCAUGGAGACAGCGAAGCUGGGGCCGCUGGCCUUUUACAAGGGCCUCGUGCCUGCUGGUAUCCGCCUCAUGCCCCACACUGUGCUCACGUUUGUGUUUCUGGAACAGCUUCGCAAGCACUUUGGCAUCAAAGUGCCAUCCUGAUGUGGCGGUGGGAGCAGCUGGGUCACACCCAGCCCCCUGCACCAGUUUAUUCCAGAGUCCCGGAGGGUUGGCAGCUGAGCACUGCCCUGAGCCCAGCACCUGCCCACCGUGCUCCGGCUGUCCCCUCUGGCCCAGGACCCCCACCCUGGCCUGCCUGGCCAGCCCAGUGACCAUUGUCCCCUCCCGAGCUGCUGGCUUCACCUCCACUUCCUGCUGCCGCCGCUGACUCUCCCUGCCUGGUGUCCAGCGGCGCCCUGUGCACAAUAGUGACUCCCUUGGAGGGUCUAGGCCCCAGGUUGGGUAUUCUCUCCCCAGGUAGGCAGUUAAUCUUGGAGCUGGGAGGGGUGGGCUGUCCAAGCUUUUUGAUUCUGGGGUCUCCAGCCCCUGAAGUCUCUUCCUUUCACGAAGCCCAGCACCCCCAGCAGCUCCCACUGAGGAGCCGGGCAGCGGAGUAGGGGUGUGAACCCCCAGCACCACUCAUCGAAUGACAUGUGCACCUGCACUUUCAUCCCAGGAGAGGGACCAUAGCUUUUGUGAUGUUCUCUAAGGUAGCUGCGCCCCACAGCUGCCAGGUCAGGGCAGAAUGAGUACCCAGGAGGAAGGGCCUGCGUGUGACCCUUAGGCAUCCUACCCACCCUUCCUGGUCCAGCCCACCCCCCACUGGCUUUAACAAGUGAAAGUGAAAGUUGCUCAGUCAUGUCCGACUCUUUGCGACCCCGUGGACUCUCCAGUCCAUGGAAUUCUCCAGGCCAGAAUACUGGAGUGGGUAACCCGUUCCCUUCACCAGGGGAUCUUCCCAACCCAGGGAUCGAACCCAGGUCUCCCACAUUGCAGGCGGAUUCUUUACCAGCUGAGCCACCAGGGAAGCCCAGCUUUAACAAUUAGUUUCACCAAAAGCUUUCAGCGCCAGAAGGUGGCUGCUGUCUUCGGGGAGUUUGCAGUGACCCCUCCUGGCUCCCUGAGCAGGAGUGGCAUGUCCACGGGGGCUGACUGCACAGUGGUCACCUGCAAGGUCUCCAGUAGCUGGUCAGCCAAAAUGCCCAAAGCAGCCUGCAAAUGAGGCUGGGGGCUGCAUCUGUCGGCCUCCCCCAGUCAGGUGGGCACUGUGCCACUACCCCCCGCCCCCAGCAAGUGACCAGCAGUCCCACAUUGCCCUGCAGGGAUGUUAAUAAAGGACGGUGAAGUGCUGA
Molecule: messenger RNA, 2167 nt
Organism: Dama dama (fallow deer)
Lineage: Eukaryota; Metazoa; Chordata; Mammalia; Artiodactyla; Cervidae
Gene: SLC25A10
Product: solute carrier family 25 member 10
Exons: 11
Coding region: 114-977 (287 amino acids)
Biological process (GO): phosphate ion transmembrane transport; succinate transmembrane transport; oxaloacetate transport
Cellular component (GO): mitochondrial membrane
Molecular function (GO): antiporter activity; succinate transmembrane transporter activity; thiosulfate transmembrane transporter activity
Source: RefSeq, a predicted model, not a curated record